GUUUUCCCAAAAGAAUAAUAAUAAGUUAAAAAUGCAGAAGGAACAACAAGAGAGAGAAAAAAAAAUCCAAAAUUUGUGUCUAGGAGAGUUUCAGUGGCUCUGACUUCAUCUAUGAUAUGUGUUGUAAGAAGAGAGUUAGAAGAGAUAGAUAGAUAGAUAAUAAGUUGAAAAUGUCGAAGAUGAAAGGUUCCACGUUUGAAAAGGACGUGCCAUGGAGAGCUACAUCUUCAUCUGUUAAGCCAAUACCUAAAAUUCAUCACUCUCCAAUUCUUCGCGUUUCCCAUACACCUUUUUCCGACUAUGCAAUUUCCAUCAUGAAGCAUCCAGACCCUAUAGGUGAUGGUUUGGGUGAUGAGGCUAUUGUGGAAGCAGCUGGUCCUGAAUGCAUCAUACCUGGUCAGAUUACUCCCGUCAGACUACUUGGCCUCAAGGUCUGGCCUAUCGACAUUGACCUGAAAUUUUUGGAACCAGUCGGGCGAGAACUUAAGGCGAUGGGCAAGGUGAAUUCUUUUAUAUAUAUUUCCUACAUGCAUGGGAAAUAUUGCUGUUCAUGGACGACGCUGUGGAACUUAUGAACAAAUCCUUCAUUGAUCGUUGAUACGGUGGCCUUUGUGAAAGAUGAAGCUCCGGUUUGUUUUGUAUCCAAUCUUACAUUUUCUCAAGAGAGCAAUAUAAAACAGUUUUGUAAUUUUGUUAUGUACUCGUUCCCCAACCCCUCCUUUUCUUCGGUGUCUCAUUUUCUUCUCCGAAAACUCUUAUUUAAUUUCAUAAAAGUCUAUAAAUAUAUGAAGUUUUUUUUUAAUUUA
Cicer arietinum (chickpea) is the source of this 806-nucleotide messenger RNA. RefSeq lists its product as uncharacterized. The record is from RefSeq and is a predicted model, not a curated record. Gene Ontology annotation, cellular component: chloroplast envelope. NCBI's taxonomy places the organism in Eukaryota, Viridiplantae, Streptophyta, Magnoliopsida, Fabales, Fabaceae.